AUGAAUUAUUUAAGUUGCAAAAUUCACAACAUAUGCAAGAAGUGCAAGAAGUGCAAGAAGUGCAAGAAGUGCAAGAAGUGCAAGAAGUGCAAGAAGUGCAAGAAGUGCAAGAAGUGCAAGAAGUGCAAGAAGUGCAAGAAGUGCAAGAAGUGCAAGAAGUGCAAGAAGUGCAAGAAGUGCAAGAAGUGCAAGAAGUGCAAGAAGUGCAAGAAGUGCAAGAAGUGCAAGAAGUGCAAGAAGUGCAAGAAGUGCAAGAAGUGCAAGAAGUGCAAGAAGUGCAAAUUCAAAAUUCGCAACAUCUACAAACACGUUUACAAAAAAUCAAUGGGUCUUUAA
This is a messenger RNA of Entamoeba invadens IP1, 336 nucleotides long. RefSeq lists its product as hypothetical. Lineage: Eukaryota; Evosea; Mastigamoebida; Endamoebidae. The coding region runs from base 1 to 336 and encodes 111 amino acids. The record is from RefSeq and is a predicted model, not a curated record. The transcript has a single exon.